This is a messenger RNA of Prosopis cineraria, 2184 nucleotides long. Its product is annotated as probable inactive receptor kinase At1g27190. NCBI's taxonomy places the organism in Eukaryota, Viridiplantae, Streptophyta, Magnoliopsida, Fabales, Fabaceae. Gene Ontology annotation, molecular function: protein kinase activity; ATP binding; protein binding. The transcript has a single exon. The record is from RefSeq and is a predicted model, not a curated record. Bases 54 to 1943 code for a protein of 629 amino acids. Gene Ontology annotation, biological process: protein phosphorylation. Gene Ontology annotation, cellular component: plasma membrane.
ACUCCCUCUCUCCUUUCUCUAUCUGUCCCAAUCUCUUCAACCUCUGCUUCAUUAUGAACUCCAAAGCACUCAUUCACAACAUAAACGUGAGCCCCAUUUCGUUCAUCAUGAACUUCAUCCUUCUCACCGCUUUAAUCUUUCUCCUUUAUUUUUCAUCGCUUUCUGUUUCCAUCGAGGAUGACGUUGUUUGCCUCGAAGGUGUCAAGAACUCAUUUUCCGACCCAAAUGGAAAACUCAGCACUUGGAGCUUCACCAACACCUCCGUGUCCUCAAUCUGCCAGCUCGUCGGUGUUUCUUGCUGGAACGAGAAGGAGACCCGCCUCAUAAGCCUUCAGCUCCGUGACAUGCAGCUAGCGGGAAGACUCCCUGAGUCGCUCAAGUAUUGCCGAAGCCUCCAGACCCUCGUCCUCUCCGGUAACGCUCUCUCCGGUUCGAUCCCUUCGUAUAUCUGUAGCUGGUUGCCUUAUCUGGUCACCCUAGAUCUCUCCAGUAACCAAAUAUCGGGUUCCAUCCCACCCGAGAUUGUGAAUUGUAAGUUCCUGAAUACACUUGUUCUAAAUGAUAACAAGCUAUCGGGUUCGAUCCCUUAUGAACUGGGUCGGCUUGACCGAUUGAAGAAGCUCUCUGUUGCCAAUAACGAUCUCUCGGGUUCUAUUCCACCGGAUUUGUCCAAAUUUGACGCAGCUGAUUUUGAUGGCAACAGUGGGUUAUGUGGGAAACCUAUUGGAUCAAAGUGUGGUGGAUUGAGUCGUAAAAGUCUCGGGAUUAUUAUUGCUGCUGGUGCUGUUGGAGCUUUGGGAUCUUUAGUUGUGGGUUUCGCUCUCUGGUGGUGGUUCUUCCUGAGAAUCAGUGAGCAAAAGAAAGAGUAUAGUGGUUCUGGUGGUGGAAAGCAAGUGGGCGAUUGGAUUGAGUUGUUGAAGUCACACAAGCUUGCUCAAGUUUCUUUGUUCCAGAAACCCAUCGUGAAAGUCAGAUUAGCUGAUUUGCUAAUUGCUACCAACAGCUUCCACCCAGAAAAUAUUGUGAUUUCUAGUAGAACAGGCGUCUCUUAUAAGGCUGUUCUGCGAGAUGGAUCAGCUCUUGCCGUGAAGAGGCUUAAUUCUUGUAAACUUGGUGAGAAACAAUUCCGAUCCGAGAUGAACAGGUUGGGGCAGCUCAGACACCCCAAUUUGGUACCUCUUUUGGGUUUCUGUUUGGUGGAAGAAGAGAAGCUUCUGGUGUACAAGCACAUGUUCAAUGGAACCUUGUACUCUCAGUUGCAUAAAAAUGGUCAUGGUAAUAAUAGUCAGUAUAGUUUUUUGGACUGGCCAACGAGACUCAGGAUUGGGAUAGGUGCUGCCAGAGGACUUGCUUGGCUUCACCAUGCUUGUCAACCUCCCUAUGUUCACCAGAACAUCAGCUCAAAUAUUGUCCUUCUUGACUAUGAUUUUGAAGCUCGAAUAACGGAUUUUGGAUUGGCAAGGCUCGUGGUUACUCGCGAUCCCAAUGAUAGCUCCUUUGUGAAUGGAGAUCUGGGUGAGUUUGGGUAUGUUGCUCCUGAGUAUUCAAGUACCGUGGUUGCUUCCUUGAAAGGCGAUGUUUAUGGUUUUGGAGUAGUUCUUUUGGAAUUGGUCACUGGGAUGAAGCCAGUGGAAGUAAACACUGGAGGGGAAGGAUUCAAAGGGAAUUUAGUGGAUUGGGUCAAUUGGUUAACAUUGACAGGAAGAACCAAAGAAGCCAUAGAUAAAGCAUUGUUCAAUGAAAAUCCUGAACAUGGGGAUGAAUUUACCCAGUUCAUGAAGGUUGCCAUAUCUUGUGUUGUUUCUAGGCCUAAAGAUAGACCUUCCAUGUACCAAGUUUUCUCCUCUCUGAAGAGCAUGGCUGAGAAACAUGGUUUCGCUGAUCAGUAUGAUGAAUUCCCAGUUGUCUCUGGCAAAGAAGACUCUAAUUACAUUAAGAAUUAGCCUACCAGUGAGGAAGAAGAAUCACAUGUGUUGUGCCUAUGAGAGAUGCUGUAACUGUGUCAAAUUUCACACAAACGCCCUACCUUCUUUUCUUUUUCUUUUUUUUUUUUUUCAUUUGGCAUGACAAUUUGUAACUCUUAUUAUUUACUUCAGAUUCUGGUAACAUCUGUUAUGUAAACAGUAUGAUGCAUCUGGUUCUUUUGUCGUUACUAUCUACCGGACAUGCUCUGUGUUUUCUGAA